Messenger RNA from Pleuronectes platessa (European plaice), 1371 nucleotides. It is a transcript of the gene insm1a, whose product is annotated as insulinoma-associated 1a. Gene Ontology annotation, biological process: negative regulation of transcription by RNA polymerase II; neuron differentiation; regulation of cell cycle process. The record is from RefSeq and is a predicted model, not a curated record. Gene Ontology annotation, molecular function: DNA-binding transcription repressor activity, RNA polymerase II-specific; RNA polymerase II cis-regulatory region sequence-specific DNA binding. NCBI's taxonomy places the organism in Eukaryota, Metazoa, Chordata, Actinopteri, Pleuronectiformes, Pleuronectidae. Gene Ontology annotation, cellular component: nucleus; transcription repressor complex. Bases 1 to 1371 code for a protein of 456 amino acids. The transcript is spliced from 2 exons.
AUGCCCCGAGGGUUCCUGGUGAAGAGGAACCGGAGAACCAACCCGGUAUCGUACCGGGUUCGGUCUGACGAGGUGGACGCGGAGCCGGCGGCUGCUCACGCGCCUCCAUCGCUGCCUCCGUCCUCCUCCUCCUGCGCGUCGGUCUUCUCCGUCCCGGUGCGCGCACGGACGCCGACGCCCACCUGCGGGGCGGCGGCCACAGCCCCGGAGCAUGGCGCCAGACCGGUUCAGUUCGGGAAUCCGGAGGCGGUGUACCAGCCGCUGUACAGCCCCACCCGCCCGGUCAGCCAGGAGCACGAGCGCUCCUACUUCCAGAGUCGCUUCCACCUCGGAUCUCCGGUGUCCGCGGAGUCGUUCCCCACCCCGGCCAUGGAUCACCUCUUCGCCCCGGUGGACCUGAAGAUCGCCUCCAGCAACAGCAGCCGAACCGGCACCAGCAGCUCCAACACCGGGACCACCGUCUCCUCCACCCGGACCCACCCCACCGCCUCCUCCACCCGGACGCACCCCGCCGCCGGGACCAAGCGACCGUCCAGCGACACCGAGCGCAAAAGCAAACCUGCGUCAAAGAAAACCAAAGCCUUCCGGAAACUGCACUUUGAGGAUGAUGUCACCACGUCUCCGGUUCUCGGGCUGAAGAUCAGAGAGGCUCCGGUGGACCAGAAGCCUCUCAGACCCCCGCCCGCCGGAGGAGACCACCCCCCGCUGGGGGAGUUCGUGUGCCAGCUGUGCCGGGAGGCGUACGCGGACCCGUUCGCUCUGGCGCAGCACAAGUGCUCCAGGAUCAUCCGGGUCGAGUACCGGUGUCCGGAGUGCGACAAGGUGUUCAGCUGCCCGGCCAACCUGGCCUCGCACCGGCGCUGGCACAAACCGAAACAGCAGAGCCCAGCGGAGGGCGACAAGGUCCCCGCGUCCGGUAAACCAGCACCGGAGGAGGCGAAGGACUCGAGUGACAGGGACACCCCCAGCCCCGGGCCGUCCGAGUCCGGCUCCGAGGAGGGACUGUACGACUGCCUCCACUGUGGGAAGAAGUUCAAACGUCAGGCGUACCUGCGGAAACACGUGGCGUCGCAGCACGGAGCCAAGCCGGCGGAGGAGGAGGGGGACGCGGCCUGCGAGCCGAGCGCAGCGCCGCUGAACCUCAGCUCCUCCAGCGGCCACAUGUGUCCGGUGUGCGGGGAGAGCUUCAGCAGCCGCGGCGCGCAGGAGCGACACAUCCGCCUGCUGCACUCCUCACACGUGUACUCCUGCAAAUACUGCCCCGCCAUCUUCUACAGCUCCCCGGGACUCACCAGGCACAUCAACAAGUGCCACCCGUCCGAGAACCGGCAGGUGAUCCUGCUGCAGGUGCCGCUGCGCCCGGCCUGCUGA